Molecule: messenger RNA, 2048 nt
Organism: Schizosaccharomyces japonicus yFS275
Lineage: Eukaryota; Fungi; Ascomycota; Schizosaccharomycetes; Schizosaccharomycetales; Schizosaccharomycetaceae
Product: TIM22 inner membrane protein import complex subunit Tim22
Exons: 1
Coding region: 1180-1704 (174 amino acids)
Biological process (GO): protein insertion into mitochondrial inner membrane; protein transmembrane transport
Cellular component (GO): TIM22 mitochondrial import inner membrane insertion complex; mitochondrial inner membrane
Molecular function (GO): structural molecule activity; transmembrane protein transporter activity
Source: RefSeq, a predicted model, not a curated record
GCAACAACAUAAGGACGACACGUUUGGGAUGAUUAACGAUCGAGAGAACCCGAUUGAUGGGUGCAUGCAAUUCGUAAUAUUAAAAAUUACUCUACUUACAUGGUCAAGGACAUGAUAGCGUUGACAACAUCGCUGUCGUUCUCCUUCAAAGCCUUCACGGCAUUGGCACGAGAGACGUUAGCUUGAGCCAUGACCAAGUCAAUGUCCUUGGGGUCGACACCAGUCUCGUCAACAGCCUCCUCAGGCUCGUCGGCCUUCUCCUCGGCAGCGGGAGCCUCAGCAGUCUCCUCAGCCUUGGACUCCUCAGUCUCAUCGCCGUCCUUAGCAGCGUUUUGGGCAGCAGCAAAGGCGCGGGCUUGAGCGUUCAUGUCCUCAACGGUAACUUGGCCAAGAACAAUGUAAGCAUUGUUGCUGCUCUUGUAAACGAUGGGGUCGUUGACAACAAGCAAGAUCUAAACCAUUGUUAGUACGACGUUCCUUCUUCCUAGGCUACUAUUCGUCAACUUACGUUCUUGGGACGACGCAUGACAACACGAGUGAUGCCCUCGACGCGCUUGAGGUUAAGCUUGGAGAUAAGCUUUUGGGCCUUCUCGGCGCGAACAACGGUAGUGGUACCGGCGGGGAGCUCAGAAACUUGUGCGGAUUCAGCAGACAUGUUGACCAGGUGUUGUUUUUUGGGGAAGGUUGAGGCCUCUGUGUCGCGUUUGUUUCGCCUUUUACACUGUGACUGUUUUUCUCAGCUAUGACAUAGCACUCUGCAAAGCAGUAAGGAAUGAAAUGAGCAAUUGUGUCAGAACUAAGCGUUGUAGAGCGCUGCUUCUUCCUACGUAGUGUUCUUUGGCGUUUUUCUUAUUUGUGCUCUUCUUUUUGCUUUGUUGUUUGAUGAUUUCAGAAAAACUGUUUUUCUAUCUGAACCCGGAUUUGAUGGUGUGUGAUGGAUGAAAACUUUUGAUGUAAAAGCAAAACAGCAAAACGUACACCUGCAGGUUUGUACUUACUUGUUCUUCACAUUCUUUCUGUGCCCCUCUAUACUAUUCAGUCAUAGCUCAAGUGUGAGCUAAACUUAUUCUGGGAAGUUUAGGGCAAAAAAACUUAUUCUGUACCUGCUACUUUGAUUUCUUUUUAAAACCCGGUAUUGAAUUCCGUCUUUAAGCACAGAAAGAAAAAGUCUGUCAAAAAAUGUCCCUUCCUGGCUUAAUGCCCAAUGGGCUUAAUCAACCUCAGCCGAAUGCUGCUUCUUUGACAGACGAAGAAAAGGCUGCGAUUCAACAAGCAAAAAUUGUCAGAGUCAUCGGUCGGAUGACGGAAAGCUGUGUCUUUAAGAGUGCCAUGUCGGGUGUAAUGGGUUUUGGUCUAGGUGGCAUAUUUGGAUUAUUCAUGUCGUCUUUGGAUAUUCAGUCUACAUCACAUGAAAUUUACCAGAAAGCAUUCAAGGAGCAGAUCCGUAUUCAAUUCAAGGACAUGACUCGGAGAUCCAUUUCAACGGGUAAAAAUUUUGGUCUCGUUGGUCUGGUCUACUCGGGAGCUGAGUGUUGUUUUGAAUCUUAUCGAGCUAAAACGGACAUGUACAAUGCCAUUGGAGCGGGUUUUGUCACAGGUGGCGCACUUGCCAUGCGUGCUGGUCCAAAAGCUGCAUUCACAGGAGGUCUUGGUUUUGCUGCUUUCUCUUUUGUUAUUGAAAAAUAUAUGCAUUGGGGCGAGUAAAGGCACAAGCGCUUCUAAGCGCCUGUUUAAGUGUUUUCAUGUACUUUUGGAAUGAUCUUCAUUGGGUAAUUAAUCUUUUUUUUUUUUUUUUCUUUUUUUGAAAUUCAAGGUUUGGAUUAGUCUGUAAUAGAGUAAUUGUUAUUAAGGCAAUAAUGUAUGGACAAAAGCAACAUUGUUUUUGUUUUAUUUGUGUAUCCAGAUGCGAACGAAGUAUACAUAGUUCGUUUACGUGAAUCUGGCUCUACAAUAUUAUGAAAACUCGAACUAAUUCUUAAGUUGCUUGAAAGCAAUGUGAUUUAGCUUAAUUAUACAAACAUUACUUAAAUAUCGCCAGUCAAAUUCAC